GAUUAUAGAUGUUUGUUGUGGUUCAGGAUAAGGUCUUGUCUUGAGAGCAGUUGAGCUACAAGUGUAAACAAGUGAAGAAAUGCAGUCACCCUACUGAUUUCCUCUUUCUUUCAGAAGUGGAUUUAAAGAUUUUAAAUAAGUGUCAAAUGAUCUUGUCUUGAGCAGGUCUCUCAGAGAAGAAAAUCUGAGUCACAUUCUAGAAACAUAUCAGAUUACUUUUCUGACACAAAUCUGACUUAGUUGUAACUUUUAACCUAGAAUUUAGUGGGGUCAGUAUUGGACCCAGUGUUCAAAGCUGCAGUGUUUACAUCUGUUUUAAGGGGGAAAUCCACUAGGCAUAUCAUGAGAAAACUGUGAUUAAUAUAAAAUUGAGAUUAAUAUAUACAUAUUGAAAGAGAGAAAGAACCUUUGUUGGGUGUCCUCCAUGUUAGGAUAAAUACUAACUUUAGUCCAUUGGAAAGCCAAUGUGCAAAUCUGCUAAAAAAUAGAGCAGGUUUCAUAAAGCAAACAAUCAGCUGUUGGAAAUGAGUGCCCAACCUCAAACAGCAGACAAGGGAUUAAAUACUGCCCUUUUGUGCCAGGAAAGUUAUGCUUGCAGUGGAGCAGAUGAGGCAACCUUUGAGUGUGAUGAGUGUGGUAGUCUGCAGUGCCAGCGGUGUGAAGAAGAACUGCACAGGCAGGAAAGACUACGAAAUCAUGAACGGACCCGUAUUAAAGCUGGUCAUAUCCCAUACUGUGACUCCUGCAAGGGCGCCAGUGGAAAUAUCAUGCAGAGCAAUGCCACAAGUACCAGGCAGAGAGCAGUGGUACGGUGCCAGGCCUGCAAAACUAAUCUGUGUGUAGAGUGUCAGAAGAGGAGUCAUGCUGGUGGAAACAAGCGGAAGCACCCCAUUACUGUUUACCAUGGUGGUAGACCCCAAGAGGAGGAAGAGGGGAUGGAUGAAGAGGUCAAGAAGAAGAAGAUGACAGAAAAUGUUGUAAGCUUCCUCUUGGUGGAUGAAACAGAGGAGAUCCAGGUGGCGAAUGAAGAAGAAUUUAUCAGGAAACUGGACUGCAAACCUGAUCAACACCUCAAGGUUGUCUCAAUUUUUGGGAACACUGGGGAUGGCAAAUCCCAUACCCUUAACCACACUUUCUUCUACGGCCGUGAGGUUUUUAAAACCUCUCCAGCCCAGGAGUCCUGUACAGUAGGUGUCUGGGCAGCCUAUGACCCUGUCCACAAAAUGGUGGCAAUUGACACAGAGGGUCUGCUUGGAGCUACAGUGAACCUGAGUCAGAGGACCCGGCUGCUUCUGAAGGUCUUGGCCAUUUCAGAUGUCAUCAUCUACCGAACGCAUGCUGACAGGCUUCACAAUGAUCUCUUCAAAUUUCUCGGAGAUGCCUCUGAGGCAUACCUAAAACAUUUCACUAAAGAGCUGAAGGCAACCACAGCCCGUUGUGGUCUGGAUGUUCCCUUAUCAACUCUGGGUCCCGGAGUCAUUAUCUUCCAUGAGACUGUAUACACACAACUACUGGGUGCUGAUCAUCCUUCUGAGGUGCCUGAGAAACUCAUCCAGGAUCGGUUUCGGAAACUAGGCCUCUUCCCUGAAGCUUUCAGCUCAAUCCAUUACAAAGGAACAAGGACUUACAACCCCCCAACAGACUUUUCUGGACUCAGGCAUGCUGUGGAGCAGCAGCUAGAAAAUAAUACCACCCGUUCUCCCCGCCCUCCUGGAGUUAUCUACAAAGCACUCAAGGCCCUGAGCGAUCGGUUCAGUGGUGAGAUCCCAGAUGAUCAGAUGGCCCACAGCUCCUUCUUUCCAGACGAGUAUUUCACCUGUUCCUCUGUGUGUCUCAGCUGUGGGUGCGGAUGUAAGAACAGCAUGAACCACGUGAAAGAGGGGGUUCCUCAUAUAGCCAAGAGUCGCUGUCGAUAUACCCAUCAAUAUGAUAACAGAGUGUAUACCUGCAAGGCCUGUUAUGAACAUGGGAAUGAGGUUAGGGUGGUGCCAAAAACAUCUGCUUCCACUGAUUCCCCUUGGAUGGGUCUUGCCAAGUAUGCCUGGUCAGGGUAUGUGAUAGAGUGCCCCAACUGUGGAGUUGUGUACCGCAGCAGACAGUACUGGUUUGGGAACCAAGAUCCUGUGGACACGGUGGUGAGGACAGAAAUUGUGCACGUCUGGCCAGGAAUGGAUGGAUUUCUGAAGGACAACAACAAUGCUGCCCAGCGCCUCAUAGACGGGAUGAACUUCAUGGCGCAGUCAGUGUCAGAGCUCAGCCUGGGACCCACAAAAGCUGUGACAUCUUGGCUGACAGACCAAAUUGCUCCAGCCUACUGGAAACCCAAUUCCCAAAUUCUGAACUGCAAAAAAUGUGGUAUAUCAUUUAAAGAUAAUGACACUAAACACCACUGUCGGUCAUGUGGUGAAGGUUUCUGCGAUGGUUGCUCAUCCAAGACCCGCCCUGUCCCAGAGCGAGGCUGGGGACCCACACCUGUGCGAGUAUGUGACAACUGCCAUGACAGCAGGGGUGUUCAAUUAGGUAAUCCAGUUAUGUCCAUAUUAGAUGUGCCCGAGGCUCCAACAGAUGAGGAAGGGGGGACAGUGAUAGCCAGGAAAGUUGGUGAGGCUGUGCAGAACACUCUUGGGGCUGUUGUGACUGCCAUCGACAUCCCGUUAGGUCUCGUGAAGGAUGCUGCCAGACCUGCUUACUGGGUGCCUGACCAUGAAAUCUUAUACUGCCACAACUGCCGGAAGGAAUUCAACAUCAAGCUCUCCAGACACCACUGCCGUGCCUGUGGCCAGGGUUUCUGUGACGAGUGCUCCCAUGAGCGCAGAGCAGUCCCCUCCCGUGGCUGGGAUCAUCCUGUCAGAGUCUGCUUUAAUUGCAAUAAAAAGCCUGGUGACCUUUAACCCCAGCUUCCUCUCUGGGUCCUCCAUAACACCUUAGCUUCUCAGGGUUAGAAAAACAAAACGACAACAACAAAAGAACCAUUUUUUUAGCCUUCUACAGUCAGAGUGCAUGCUGCUGAACUCUGGCCUCUUUUCAUGUGCUGUUUUCAAUAAGAUUGCUGAAUAGCUCAAUUGAACAGGUCCAACACGGCUUGUUUUCAAACUGAUAUUGAAAGUUAAAGGUGAGUGAGUGUGGAGAAGCUUGCAGUAAAACGAGGAAUCCCAAACUCAGUGUAUUAUAUACCAGUUAAAAGUAUGUAUCUCUAUAUCUAUUAUAUAAUUUAGUAUGCUGAGAAUGCAGCUGGCUGAUGAAGCAUUGAUUAUUUACAGUAAAAUGAAGAAAGGUGAAUGGAACUAUUUUAUGAAGUGUAAUGGGUCAAACACAUAGCCUCUUGAGUGCCUUUGAAAUUCUUUGUGUGAAGCAUUGUGUGGCUCACAGUUCAUAUUGUGAAGAGUGAGGUGGUCCCUGCUUUUGAAUAGGGAGUCCCAGGCCUUGCCCCUUGCAAUUUCAUCAGCCAUACUUAUUUUACUCCAGCCUGUUUUUGGAUGGCUCCAUCUAGCUGGAAUUGCCUUUUUUGUUUUGUUUUAACAGACAGUCCAGACAAAACCAUGGACAAAUACUUUUCACUUUGUAGUCAGUCAAAGUCAUUACUAUUUUUUUUUUGUAUUUUUAUUGUUUUAACAGUGCAAUUUAUGCUGAAGAUAAAACAAAUAUUAUAAGCAAUGAUGGCUGGCUACAAAGAGAAAAGUAGUAUUUAAAUCCCUCUCCUUCCCAAGGAGGGACUAACUAAUGAUUGACUAUUUCAAGAAAACUGGCCAGUCACAAAGAGGAGAAAGAAAUUAAUUAGGCUGAAAAUAAAGGAAAAUUGUGGAAUUUUUGCUGAAGGGGGCUUAUUUCUAAAUAGCUAUAUAGUAGGAAUUUGCCCAUAGAAUUUUUUUUUU
Messenger RNA from Gekko japonicus, 3872 nucleotides. It is a transcript of the gene ZFYVE1, whose product is annotated as zinc finger, FYVE domain containing 1. The transcript is spliced from 12 exons. Lineage: Eukaryota; Metazoa; Chordata; Lepidosauria; Squamata; Gekkonidae. Gene Ontology annotation, molecular function: zinc ion binding. The record is from RefSeq and is a predicted model, not a curated record. Bases 525 to 2891 code for a protein of 788 amino acids.